GCCCACGCAUCCUCGAUCAUUCGUCUCACGCCUCCACUGCCCGCUGCCUGACCGACGCCCACCCAGGCCUAAGAAAACCUCGAUUCUCCGCAGCGCUAGGGUUUAUUUCGAGUGCAAUGUCGGCGCCGUGGUGGGAUUCGGACUGGAAGGACCGCUCGGGGGUCGAGUACCGCACCUAUGUUGGCAACCUCUCCUGGAGCACCGAUGAGCGCUUGCUCAAGGACGCCUUCCACGCCUACCGCCCGCUCAGCGCCGAGAUCGUCACCGACCGGGAGACGGGCAGAUCCCGCGGGUUCGGCUUCGUCAACUUCGACGACGACAACUCGAUGAACAACGCCAUCCAGGGCAUGGACGGCCAGGAGCUUGGCGGUCGCACCAUCAGCGUCAGCCAGGCCAAUCAGCGCCCCCGCUGCUGGAGGGCAUGAACAGCAACUAGGAGGUCGGCCGCCGGCCAUUAAAUCCACCAGCUUAUCAACUUAUCGUCUCUGUUUAAGUUAUCAAGUCUCGUGUGGCAGUUUAAGCUAUCAGUCUCGUGUGGUGGUUUAGUUUAUGGUCGUCAGAUGAGAGGAACCUGCCGAAUGUCUAUCUAUCUGUGUUGCGCAUCGUUCGCUUAUGGCUGUUGAACAUGUACUAGGAUCGUUUAACCAACUGCUGUGGUGAAAUGCAGUAGUAUCGUUUAAUCA
Triticum aestivum (bread wheat) is the source of this 683-nucleotide messenger RNA. RefSeq names its product glycine-rich RNA-binding protein GRP1A. Bases 117 to 425 code for a protein of 102 amino acids. The transcript is spliced from 2 exons. NCBI's taxonomy places the organism in Eukaryota, Viridiplantae, Streptophyta, Magnoliopsida, Poales, Poaceae. The record is from RefSeq and is a predicted model, not a curated record. Gene Ontology annotation, molecular function: RNA binding.